Rotaria sordida is the source of this 1680-nucleotide messenger RNA. The record is from the annotation of a GenBank genome assembly. NCBI's taxonomy places the organism in Eukaryota, Metazoa, Rotifera, Eurotatoria, Philodinida, Philodinidae.
AUGUAUAAAUCGAACGAAGAUUGUUUUUAUUUUCUUACAUCAUCCUGUGCAAAAGGUUCAUCAUGUACAUAUCGACAUAGUCCAUUAGCUUUAACAUGUAACGUUAUCUGUCCAGCUUGGCUACGUGGUAAUUGUCCUGAACCUGCUUGUCCAUUUCGUCAUAGUACUGCUCAGCGUCCAAUGAUCAGUAAUGGUAUAUUAUGUUUCUAUGAAAAUACAGCAACGGGUUGUUUGAAACUUGACUGUACAUUUAUUCAUUCACGUCCACGAAUGAAUUUACGAAAUACAUCAAUAAUUCGACCUACAUCAACAAAUCUUAUCAAAAAAGAUGCAACUAAAUCUAUUGUUAAUAAUACUCCUUCUAUUGGAAUACCACAAACAACAUCUGUUUCUAAUGCUAAUAUCAAUUCUUCUCAACCAACAAUCAGUGAAACACAAUUAGUCAUGCCAAUUAAUACAAUCGAAUCAUCAUCAUCAAAUUCUGACACAUCGUUACCCAUACUUAAAACUGAAACGAUUACACGUCGUAUUGCGGUACCGUCGGAUAUUAAUCAAUCAAAUGAUGAUAAGAAUUUAUCAGACAACAACAAUAAUACUAAUAAUAAUAAUCCAAGUUUGAAUAAAUCCACUAUUCGUAGUGUAAUUACAGAUUCUCCAGACGCCAAUCAAGAAGAAAUAACAACAACACAAUCACGAUUAGGUGUUAACCGAAAUGUUGUUAUUGCUGAAACAACUUCUGUUCCAAAGCGAAAAAUUGUUCGAACAACAUUAUCAUCCUCAUCAUCAUCAAAUCGUGUUGUUGUUUCAUCUGAAAAAGAUAAAAAGGCUGACAUUGAUUUGGUCGGACAAGAAAAUGAUACAAAAAAAAUUAAACAAGAUUCUAAAUCAAGAUUAGCCUUGUUACAAGAUGUUGAACGUCGAACAAUGCGUAUUGAACGUUUCCAGAAAAAACCAAUCUCUCCGCCUCGAUCAAUUAUUUGUUCUACUUCAAUAACUGCAAUGGAUAAUACGAAUAUUAAUUUAUCUACUAAUCGUAAUGUCAUUACAUCAUCUUCUAAUGAACGUAAACGUACGGCACCAGAUACAACAAUCGAAGAUACACCACCAUCAAAACGUAUUUCUACUUCAUUAUCACAACAUCAAUCUUCUCUUCAUCAAGAGAUCUCAUCCCUCAAUACACCUACACAUUCAUCUUCAUUAUUAUCGAGUCAUGAUAAAAAUUCGGCAAAACAAACCGAUGAAUCAAAUGCAAGAAUUUCUCAAAGCAAAAACUCUUCAUCGACUACACUGGUGCCACAUCAACCAGUAACUUCUUUCUCUGUACGUCCACGUUUUACACCGCAAUUGAUUGUUGCACCCUCUUUGCAAUCAUCGUCAUCAACAACAACAAAAAUACCACGACCACGACAACCACCAUCAGUUGUUAUUAAACGACCUUUAGCUCCAAUGAUGACUUCUUCUCAAACAUCAACAAAACGUAUUGAACAAAUACCAUUAAGUGUUCCCGAUAGUAAAAGUUCUCCUUCUAAACGAACUACGGAAUCUCAAUUAUCAAAUAUUCCAAAUCAAGAUGAUGAAAAUCAAUUACUCAAACCGAAUGAAUCUAAUGAUGUUGUUGAUACAUUUGCAUUAAUUGAUGAAGCUUUACUUGAAGCUGAUCAUCUUCUAGAACUUUUGUGA